GGCCUUGGCCGCGCAGUCUUCCACGUGAGACGGCGGCAACGUUCGCGGGACGACGGUGAAAACAGGGCGCCUGGGGCGAUUUGAUCAAGGCUGCAAGAGGAGACGUGAUGGACACCAUUGUUCUUCUGAAAUCGAAAAUAAAAGCUUCUCAGAUAAUGCAUCUUUAAGCUGAUGCUGUUCUUGUAACCGUAAUAUGAAUUUUGGUGGUGGCGUUCCUUACGGGCAGGCACAAGACAUGUCUGGAAACUUAGUAGAGUACGACGGCACCGUGUACGACCUGGCGGGCGGCGCGUACGGCUCGCCGGCCCUGGAGCCAGCCGCUGAGUACGGUCCGUUCGGCGGCGAGUACCACCAGACCGGGUCGCUGGUGACAGACGGCGGCGACCAGUUCGCCGUAUCGGCCACCGCCUUCGACCACCACGAGGAGCUACUCUGGACGGGCAACACGGGAGGCCACGUGACGUCAUACUACUCGACCGGCCUGCAGAAGUACACCUCAUUCCAGGUGCACGGCUCGCAGGAGAUCCGCCAGCUCUGCGCCACGGCCGGCCUGGUGCUGUGUCUGUCGCAGACGCAGCUGCGCGGCCAGCUGCGGCGCGGCCUGCCCGCCUUCACACACAGCUCGGCCCAGCUGGAGGACCUGCAGUGCCUGCUGCCGCGCGGCGACACGGCCCUGCUGCUGGCUGGCCACCAGACCACCAUGGUGUCGUUCGACAUGGUGCGCGCCCAGGAGACCCAGCUGGUCGACGUGGGCGCUCACGGCUGCGCCAUUCUGCGCCAGCACGCUCGGCUCAUCUGCUGCGGCGCCCCCACCGGCCGGGUGACGCUGCGUGACCCGAGCUCGCUGCGUGCGCAGCACACGCUGGACGCCCACUCGGCCAGUCUCAACGACCUGGAUGUGCACAACAACCUGCUGGUGACAUGCGGCUUUUCGCACAGGGGCGGGAAGCCGGCCGCUGACCGGCACCUCAUGAUGUACGACCUGCGCAUGCUGCGCGCCGUCUCGACGAUCCCGGUACUGGUGGAUCCGUACCUGCUCAAGUUCAUUCCGUCGCUGUCGAGCCGGCUGGCGGUGGUGUCGCCGCUGGGCCAGCUGCAGAUCGUGGAGACGGCGCGGCUGGCCACGCCGGCGCUGUCGCUGCUCUCUGUGGAGACGGCCGGCAGCAUGUGCACCGCUAUGGACAUCUCGGCCAACUCUCAGGCCAUGGCGUUCGGAGACGGCGGCGGCUGCGUGCACCUGCUGACGCUGGCCAACCAGGAGUGCGCCUUCAACAACUACCCGCGCCACACAGAGUUCGCCGAGCCGAUCGAGCCGCUGCCGGCCAUCGCCUUCACGGACCGGCUGACGCCGCUGGCCACUGUGCCCAUGGCCGUCACCAGCGAGCCGCUGCUCUCCGAUUGGCCGUCGCACUGGUGCUCCAAGCUCUACCGCAAGCCCAUGAAGGUGGACCCCGUUGUGCUCAAGACAAUGCGGAUGGUGGGCACGAUUGGCUACGCGCCGAACCCGGGCACCCGCAAACGGAACCAGCUCCCGUACCGUCUGGGCCGGCCGGGCCAGCGCGCAGCCGCCGCCGAGCCGGCCGCCGCCACUGCCGACGAUCCGUUCGCAGUGCACGUGCCAAAGCGCUACCGCAAGAUUGACGUCAAGUACAGCCGCAACGGUUUGGACGAGAUGGACCACCUGCAGUACAACCGGACCAGCUUCUCGGGCCUGGAGGCGAGCCUGCCCAACUCCUACUGCAACGCCAUGCUGCAGGUGCUCUACUGUCUGGAGCCGCUGCGAGAGACACUUAUCGGCCAUCUCUGCCAGCGCGAGUUUUGCCUGUCGUGCGAACUCAGCUUUCUCUUUCACAUGUUGGACACCUCCCAGGGCGUGCCGUGCCAGGCGAGCAACUUUCUGCGGGCGUUCCGCACGAUCCCGGAGGCCACGGCGCUCGGCUUGAUUCUCUCCGAUACGCUGACCAACCGGCAGAAGAUUAACCUGCCUCGGCUCAUCCAGAACUGGAACCGGUUCAUCCUGCAGCAGUUGGACACGGAGUGCGCCGCUCUGCCGGCCGACCCGGACGGCGCCGAGACGGCCGAGACGGCCGGCGCCGGCGAGUCGCCCGUGGCGCGCAUCCUGGGCGCGCUCAGCCGGCAGACGACCCGGUGCGUCAAGUGCGGCGCCAGCUCGGAGAAGGAGAGCACUAUCCUGCUGUGUAACCUGACCUACCCGCCGGAGCUGGACGACCGAGAGGUGAGCUUCGGCCAGACGCUGGCGGCCAGUCUGUGUCUGCAGCAGACGGUGCAGGCCUGGUGCGAGCUGUGCGGCCGCUACCAGCCCACAGAGCAGGCGCGCCACCUGCUCUCGCUGCCGCACUGUCUGGCCGUCAACUGCUGCACCGACAACCCCAACGACCUGGAGUUCUGGCGGCGCCAGGCGGGCCUGCUGUGGCCGGCCGGCGCGCAGCAGGAGUCGGCCAGCGCGCCGCCGGCACCGCCCAGCAUUAAACCGUGCCGCUACGGCGCCGCCUGCACCAGAGCCGAUUGCCACUUUUGGCACGGCGGCCGGCCGGCCGGACCGCCGCCAGCGGCCGUCGACGACGCCAAGCGGCCGGCGCCGCACUGGCUGCCGCACACCAUCGCCUGUCAGCUGCACCAGGACGGCACAGUCUCGAUCGCCGACGGCGACGACGAGGGGGACGGCGCCGAGCGCAGCGUCUACGACCUGACGGCCGUCGUCUGCCACGUCUCCGACCCCAAGUUCCCAGACAAGAACAAUCUGGUGGCGCUGGUGCGCGUCGGGGCCGCCUACCACCAGCGCGCCGUCGGUACGGCGGUUUCGCAGUGGUACAUCUUCAACGAUCUGGGCGUCACACCGGUCAGCAGCGACGAGGCCGUCUGGCUGCCGCUGCAGUGGAAGGUGCCCACGGUGCUGUACUACCAGUCUCGCCGGCCGAGUCCGGUGCCGGCGGCGCGAUCGGUGCUCACCGCCGACACGCUGCUGCCGGCGGCCAGCGUGGCCGCCCGGCCCGCGCAGACGGACCAGUUCACGCCCCUGGAGCCCGACGAGCUGCCCGCCAAAGGUGACCUGGUGGCGAUGGACGCCGAGUUCGUGACGCUGAACCAGGAGGAGGCGGAGAUCCGCAGUGACGGCACCAAGGCCACGCUGAAGCCCUCCCAUAUGUCGGUCGCCCGGAUCUCCGUCGUGCGUGGACACGGCCCCCGCGAGGGUCUGGCGUUUAUCGACGACUACAUUUCCACCCAGGAGCAGGUGUUUGACUACCUUACCAAGUUUUCGGGCAUCAAGCCGGGCGACCUGGACGCCAACUUCACCUCCAAGCACCUGACCACGCUGAAGUCGACCUAUCUGAAGCUGCGCUUCCUGGUCGACAGCGGCGUGAAGUUUGUCGGACACGGCCUGAAAAACGACUUCAGGGUGAUCAAUCUGACGGUGCCACCGGACCAGGUCAUCGACACGGUCCACCUGUUCCACCGCUCCCACCAGAGGAUGGUCUCGCUGCGCUUUCUGGCCUGGCACUUCCUAAAGCUGCGUAUCCAGUCGGAGACGCACGACUCUGUGGAGGACGCGCGCACGGCGCUGGCGCUGUACCGCUGCUACGAGCGACUGCGCGCCCAGGGCGGCGCGGCGCUCGGCGACGCCAUCCAGCGGCUGUACGAGGCGGGCCGACAGGCCGGCUGGAAGGUGCCCACCGACGACGGCGACUGAGCCGCGCUGAGCUCACCCAGAGCGAGACAGAGGCGCGUGCCGUGCUCCGCGCCACUGCCCGCCCGCGCGGCUCCGUCCGCCCUCCAGGCCACUGGGCAGCCGCCGGCUGGCUGGUACAGUGCGGCCGCUGGGCGCCACGCGGCUCUCAACUCUGUGAGAGCCCAUGCACUGAGUUUCGAGAACCGGCACAUCCGUCGCUGGUUCACAAAAUAGUUUGAAAUAGGUGCCGGGUCUCUAUUUGGCUGCCGUGGAAUUACAGAUAUAUGAUGACCAUUUUAUGCUUUGUGUGAGUCUGAAAGCUCAUUGUUUUUAUGCAUUUCAUCCGCUGCGACUGAUUAUGACAUCGUGUGUGUGCGUGUUCGUGCACGUGUGCGGCGCGCGCGCACCAUGCUGCUGUAAUACACGGGAGCUGCGCGCACCAUGCUGCUGUAAUACACGGGAGCUGCGCGCA
Messenger RNA from Amphibalanus amphitrite, 4160 nucleotides. RefSeq names its product PAN2-PAN3 deadenylation complex catalytic subunit PAN2-like (gene PAN2). Gene Ontology annotation, biological process: nuclear-transcribed mRNA poly(A) tail shortening; mRNA processing. Bases 194 to 3709 code for a protein of 1171 amino acids. NCBI's taxonomy places the organism in Eukaryota, Metazoa, Arthropoda, Thecostraca, Balanomorpha, Balanidae. The record is from RefSeq and is a predicted model, not a curated record. Gene Ontology annotation, cellular component: P-body; PAN complex. Gene Ontology annotation, molecular function: protein binding; poly(A)-specific ribonuclease activity; nucleic acid binding. The transcript has 11 exons.